GAUGCUGGACCACAGCAACCUCAUCCGCGAGGUGAACCGCCGCCUGCAGCUGCACCUCGGCGAGAUCCGCGGGCUCAAGGAUAUCAACCAGAAACUCCAGCAGGACAACCAGGAACUGAGGGAUCUCUGCUGUUUCCUGGACGAUGACCGGCAGAAAGGAAAAAGGGUGUCCCGGGAGUGGCAGAGAUUGGGCCGCUACACAGCUGGGGUGAUGCACAAGGAAGUGGCCUUAUACCUGCAGAAGCUGAAGGAGCUGGAGGUGAAGCAGGAGGAAGUGGUGAAGGAGAACAUGGAGCUCAAGGAGCUCUGCGUGCUGCUGGAUGAGGAGAAAGGCGCGGGCUGUGCCGGCAGCCGCUGCUCCAUCGACAGCCAGGCCAGCCUGUGCCAGCUCGCAGCCUCCACUGCACCCUAUGUGAGGGAUGUGGGAGAUGGCAGCAGCACCUCCAGCACUGGCAGCACCGACAGCCCCGACCACCACAAGCACCACGCAAGUGGAGGCAGCCCGGAGCAUCUGCAGAAGCCCCGAGGCGAGGGCAGCCCCGAGCACUCCAAGCACAGGAGUGCCAGCCCAGAGCACUUGCAGAAACCCAGAGUCUCCGGGACCGCAGAUCACCCAAAAGCUCUCAAAGGACCCAGCCCUGAGCACCACAAACCUUUGUGCAAGGGCAGUCCAGAACAGCAAAGGCAUCCACAUCCAGGGAGCAGCCCGGAAACACUGCCGAAGCACGUGCUGAGUGGGAGCCCUGAACAUUUCCAGAAGCACAGACCGGGGAGCAGCCCAGAACAUGCCAGGCACAGCGGAGGGAGCCCAGAGCAUCUUCAGAAACAUGCUCUUGGGGGGAGCGUGGAACACCUACCCAGACCCAGGGGCACCAGCCCUGAGCAUCUCAAACAGCAUCACGGGGGGAACCCUGAUCAUAAACACGUAGGAGGCGGAGGCAGUGGAGGUGGCAGCAGGGAGGGCACCCUGAGACGGCAGGCACAGGAGGAUGCAUCACCCCAUCACCGCAAUGUCUACAGUGGCAUGAACGAAUCAACAUUGUCCUAUGUUAGGCAGCUGGAGGCAAGAGUAAGACAGCUGGAAGAAGAAAAUCGCAUGCUGCCCCAGGCCACCCAGAAUAGAAGGCAACCUCCAACUAGAAACAGCUCACAUGUGGAGAAAGGCUGGGCGCCCAGAGCCCGGCGGGUCUGGCAGUGGUGGCAAGGGUGCCGAGGAAUAGGACGAUGCCUGCCCACUCUCCCGGGUUCUUUUAGGUUGUCAUCAGGGGCUGAUGGGAGUAACAGUUCACCCAACUCUCCAGCUAGCUUCAGUGGACAUACCACACCUUCUCAGCAGCCCGAGCCUGUGGUACAUUCUCUUAAGGUCUUGGAUGUUCAGGAAACUAUAGAUCGUCAACAGGGUAAAGAGUAUGAACAUGACCUUAGUGAGACAGAAAAAGCUAUAGUCAGAGAAAUGUGCAAUGUUGUGUGGAGGAAACUUGGAGAUGCUGCCGGUUCAUGUCCUGGAAUUAGGCAACAUCUAUCAGGAAACCAGUACAAAGGACCAAUGUGAGAAGCAUUCUUUUUCAAAUGUGAGAUUCCCUACUGCCAGAGAGAGAAAAAAAAAGACCAAAAGAAGAAAAACAAAAGAAUGGGUUUCCACAAACCUGGACUCAUGGAAUGACAUGGAUUGUACACUGCACACAUCUCCCCUCUAAAACCUUCAGUCCAUUAAACUGAUACUCUUGUGUCUUACUUCAGUGUCCAAAACAGUUAAUCUCAAACAAGGUAGCUCUGAGUAAUCACCAUUUGAUAUCAGUAUUUUCAUUAGAACUAAAGCGUUUUUAACUUCCCAGAUCUAAGAUUAUAAUUGGGAAACCUGCAUGGUUGGAAGUGUCCCUUAGAGAUUCAGUGGUUUUGAUAGAGUUGACUUGUUCCAUUUAGUGGUGGAAACUUUUUACCAUGUAGUAUUGAAGAUACGAAGAGGUGAUUUCCAGCUUCCGAGCGUUGAAAGUUGGGCAUUUACCUCUUACACUUCAUUUAAGAUUAUAUUAGUUCCUGAUUCAUAAUUGAUUUGAAUAUAAGAGACAUGGUUUCUGGGGGUUUUGUUUUGACUUUUGAGGUGCUAAAAAUACCAUAAAAAUUCUAUUACCAGCUAGAAAGUUAGCAAGACUUUGUAGAGUACUUGUCAGAGAGUAUCAAUUUCAUUUCCAUUGAUCAAAAUAAGUAUAUCUUUUCUGCAAUCUUGAUGAGUUGUUCAUAGGAGCACAUUUGGGGACAUGUCGACCUCCAUAUUCAUUCAGUGUAUCAAUUUCAACUAAAAAACAAGCAAAUAUAAUUUUUUAAAUGUUUAGAGCUGUGAGAUGUUAAUUUCUACAAUUUAGUUUCUAGACAUGCUGUAUAUUUAAUAAACUUUAUGUAAACUUUAAAAUAUUGCACUGCAUUUAUGAAAAAAGCUUUUUUUGCCUACUGCAGCUAUUUAAUGUUUUAUGAAACUAACGCAUGUCCUUCAGUACUGAGGUUAAAAGCUCUUGUUCAGAUUGCUUGAGGUUUGAAAAAGAGGUGUGCUAGCUUUGCUUAGUUUUUUCCUUAUUUUUGGUAUAUACAUAUAAUAUUAGAAUGUGUGUAUUGAAAAUUCUAUGAUAGGUAUUUUGUGUUUAUCUAAUGCAAUGAUAGUUUCUUGUAUGAAUGUGCAAGAAGCCUGUGACAGAAUGCUAUCUUUUUACUGUAGUUUAAGAUUUUAAAAGUAGAAAUGUAACAUUUCCAAGUUUUCUCAUAUCUUCUAAAUUACUGAGAUUUGAUUCAUAUCAAAUAUUCCUUAUUGUUGUUCUUUUUAAAAUGGGCUCAUUACACAGCAUAUUAAUUGUCAUUGGUGGGAGAAUAUGAAAGAAUUUUGUUUUACCUUUAAAAUUUUAGCUGUGAUGAAAACCAGCCCUCUAUUUUCAGAAAAUAUUUAUGAAUUAAUUUACUGUAGGAUUAUCUCUAAUUAUCAUAAUUGGGUUACAGUUUAAGCCUCCGUUUCUUUUCAAGUGUUAUAUUUUUAAAUGUUAUUACUCUGUAAAAGAAAAUUGCUCACUAUAUUUCCACCUUUUGUCAGAGGAGAGCUUUCAUCCUUAAAUUGUUGUAUUGCUACACUUUGAAGAUGUUUAAAACAAGUUUUUGUGUCUGCAGCAGAGACUGCAGAAGCUAAUCCAAGGGACACUGGUCUUUAACAAAAUACUUGUGUAAAUUUUGAUACUGUAUUAAAACUAUUUUUUUAAAGUUCCACAUAAAAUUGAGUAUUCAGUAUAUGUGUUCAUCUUAGC
Fukomys damarensis (Damara mole-rat) is the source of this 3284-nucleotide messenger RNA. RefSeq names its product coiled-coil domain containing 85A (gene Ccdc85a). Lineage: Eukaryota; Metazoa; Chordata; Mammalia; Rodentia; Bathyergidae. The transcript is spliced from 7 exons. The record is from RefSeq and is a predicted model, not a curated record. Gene Ontology annotation, biological process: negative regulation of DNA-templated transcription. Gene Ontology annotation, cellular component: nucleus. The coding region runs from base 2 to 1552 and encodes 516 amino acids.